Molecule: messenger RNA, 1214 nt
Organism: Rhizophagus irregularis DAOM 181602=DAOM 197198
Lineage: Eukaryota; Fungi; Glomeromycota; Glomeromycetes; Glomerales; Glomeraceae
Source: RefSeq, a predicted model, not a curated record
AACCAUAAUUAAAAAAAUAAACUUUUUUUUAAAAAAAAACCAUCGUAACAUCGUAAAAUCGUAAAAGCAAAAUGCAUGCAACUACCGUACUUGAAGAUAAAGUUCCCGAAGAUAAAGUUUUAUAUGAAUUAAAAGAACGAAAUCAAGUUACAUUUAGACUCAUAAAGGUAUUCACGAAUAAUGACGAUGACGAUGAUGAAUAUUCACCUCACGCUUACGAUUCCAAAAGUAAAAAGAAUGUAAUGAAUGAUAAAUCACAUACACAAUUAUUUUAUAAUACGACCGACAAAUCAUCAAAUUGUACGCCGUCAUAUCGUCGAACUGUCUAUAGACCAAAUAAUAAUAUUGAUAAUUUAUAUUGGUAUGGUGAAGCCCUUAAACCGGUUAAAUCUACCACCGCUUUAUGGACAAUUGACCAAGCUAAAAUAAAAAAAUCCAAAAUUUUUGGAAGGAUUAAAAGACCAAGAGUAUUUUCAAUCAAUAAUGCUGAAUUAGGAAGUCAUUCAGUAUUUGAAUAUGGUAGUAGUGAACAUGAACCAAAAGGUUAUUCAGGUGAAGUUACAACUCCAUUCGAUCAAUCUAGCAUACAAAGAUAUAGAUGGGUUAGGUAUAAGGAUGGUUCUAGAUGGGUAUUCAUAGCUAGAAAUGAUCCAAAUACACCUUUAGUUGAAUUUCGUAAAACCGCUUUCGAAAAUGAAUAUGACAUCGUAUUCUUAGAACCUUCUUCAUUAGGUUGGACUUAUAGAAAUUUUUCAUCAGAUAAAACAAAUUCUGUUGAUUUAAAUCAAUCGGCUCAAUUUACGGGAAGAUAUCCUUCAGUUUUUUCCAAUCCUUCAACAUAUCGAUCUUCCACUACUUCAGGUUUUCUUUCUAAUCGGGAAUCUUCAUUUUCUGAUAUUUCUAAUAAUGGGAAUUAUAGUAAUAAUAAUGACAAGAAUUCAAAAUUAUUUUCAACUUAUUCUGAAAGUAAAUUUACUACUUCGUUAAAAAAUUUAUCAAAAUUAGAUUCCAAAAUAGAUACUGAAAAGUAUUGGCAAGAAUUCGUUUUAGCUUCUACUGUUGUUAUUCAAGAAGAAGUUAAUUCAAACAAACGAAAAUUAUGGAAAAAAAAUUGAAAGGAUAAAAAAAAACUAAAAAGACAAAAAAAAGAUAUAUAUAUUUACUGUGUAGAUAUAUAUAUAUAUAUAUAUAAAUACUUACAUAAAUACCUAAAA